GCCCCCAAUGCCAAAGUAAUUCCGGCGCACAAAAAACCGCUGCCUUUUCUCGCAUUCCGCGGCCAAGAGAAAACCCGGAAACUCUACUCGGCCGCUGCGCUAUCUCGCCCAUCGGAGCGCGACGACAUGGCCUCCGCCUCCUCCCUCUUCCUGGCCUCCCCCACCACCGCGCCAAGGACCCGCACACCCUCCUCCCCGUGCCCCGCUCGGCCGUCCCUGCGCCCCCGGCGGCCGUCCCUGGCGGUGGCGGCCGCGCUCCAGGCGGAGCACCAGCCGGCCGUGGCCGCGGCGCCGAAGCCGCCGGCCCUCCCGUUCCGCGUGGGCCACGGCUUCGACCUCCACCGCCUCGAGCCGGGCCUCCCGCUCAUCAUCGGCGGCAUCAGCAUCCCCCACGACCGCGGCUGCGACGCCCACUCCGACGGGGACGUGCUUCUGCACUGCGUGGUGGACGCGAUUCUCGGCGCCCUGGGGCUGCCGGACAUCGGGCAGAUCUUCCCGGACACCGACCCCCGGUGGAAGGGCGCGGACUCCUGCGUGUUCAUGAGGGAGGCUGUAAAGCUAAUGCAUCAAGCAGGCUAUGAGCUGGGGAACCUUGAUGCUACACUGAUCUUGCAAAAACCAAAAAUUAGCCCGUUCAAGGAGACUAUCCGAUCUAACUUGUGUGAACUACUUGGGGCGGAUCCAUCUGUUGUCAAUAUCAAGGCCAAGACGCAUGAGAAAGUCGACAGUCUAGGAGAAAACAGGAGUAUAGCUGCUCAUACCGUAGUUCUCCUGAUGCGGAAGUAGAGUAUUAGAGGUAUACUACAUAAUACAGGAAUUGUAUUGUAUUGUAGUGUUGCUGUACAAGAGGUGUUACUACACUAUCCCUGUGGUCUAGUCAAUAUGGAAGCUUCAGGGAAAGUAGUAAAGCUGAGUACAAUGAAGAGAAAUGUGUAUCCAGCUUGUGUCUCAUUUUAUUGCUCCAAAAUUGUAUUCUUGUCUUGCAGGGUGCUAGAUAGCAAUCAUUUUGGAAGUUCUUGUUAUUUUCUUCCGGACCUUAAGAACCAUUCACAAAUUAUACUGCAGUAUACUGGUAUGAGCUUUUUACA
Messenger RNA from Aegilops tauschii subsp. strangulata, 1088 nucleotides. Its product is annotated as 2-C-methyl-D-erythritol 2,4-cyclodiphosphate synthase, chloroplastic. Gene Ontology annotation, molecular function: 2-C-methyl-D-erythritol 2,4-cyclodiphosphate synthase activity. Gene Ontology annotation, biological process: terpenoid biosynthetic process. Lineage: Eukaryota; Viridiplantae; Streptophyta; Magnoliopsida; Poales; Poaceae. The record is from RefSeq and is a predicted model, not a curated record.